AUGGCACAUCCCUCAACUUUUGUUACCUUGGUGAUAACAGUUCUAGUAGUUGGGGUCAUUGUCCCAGGAGCAGAUGCCAAGCCAAGGGCUUUCUUUGUAUUUGGUGAUUCACUUGUUGACAGUGGCAAUAACAAUUACUUGGCAACUACUGCACGGGCUGAUUCCCCUCCUUAUGGAAUUGACUAUCCAACUCGCAGACCAACUGGUCGUUUUUCAAACGGACUCAACAUUCCCGAUCUGAUUAGUCAACGACUAGGUGCUAAGUCCGUGUUGCCAUACUUGAGUCCAGAAUUAAGAGGUGACAAACUUUUACUUGGUGCCAAUUUUGCUUCCGCUGGAAUUGGGAUCCUUAACGACACUGGAGCUCAGUUUCUAAAUAUAAUUAGAAUGUAUAGACAGUUGGACUACUUUGAAGAGUAUCAGCGACGAUUGACAUCUCAAAUUGGAGCAGCGCGGACUAUGACACUUGUCAAUCAAGCAUUGGUUCUCAUCACUGUCGGUGGUAACGAUUUCGUAAACAAUUACUACUUGGUGCCUUUUUCUGCAAGGUCUCGACAGUAUACGCUACAGGAUUAUGUCAAAAUUCUCAUUAUAGAGUACCGUAAACUCUUGGAGAGACUAUAUGAUCGAGGAGCUCGCAGAGUGCUUGUGACGGGUACUGGACCAUUGGGUUGUGUUCCAGCGGAAUUGGCAAUGCGUGGAACAAAUGGAGGGUGUUCUGCUGAACUUCAACGAGCUGCAGCAUUGUACAACCCUCAACUACAACACAUGAUACAAGGACUCAACAAGAAAAUUGGCAGAGACGUUUUUAUCGCUGCAAAUACAGCACGAAUGCAUUUUAAUUUCAUUAAUAAUCCUAGAGCUUAUGGAUUUACUACCUCACAAAUUGCUUGUUGUGGGCAAGGACCCUACAAUGGAAUUGGGUUAUGCACACCGCUCUCUAACUUAUGCCUAAAUAGAAACUCAUAUGCAUUUUGGGAUUCAUUCCAUCCAUCCGAAAAGGCUAACAAACUUAUUGUGGAGCAAAUUAUGUCAGGUUCUACAAAAUACAUGAACCCAAUGAACCUCAGCACCAUCCUAGCAUUGGAUGCUAGCACAUGA
This is a messenger RNA of Gastrolobium bilobum, 1101 nucleotides long. RefSeq names its product GDSL esterase/lipase At5g18430-like. The transcript is spliced from 5 exons. The coding region runs from base 1 to 1101 and encodes 366 amino acids. Gene Ontology annotation, molecular function: hydrolase activity, acting on ester bonds. The record is from RefSeq and is a predicted model, not a curated record. NCBI's taxonomy places the organism in Eukaryota, Viridiplantae, Streptophyta, Magnoliopsida, Fabales, Fabaceae.